GUCUCCAUCCCUCCCCCAAGCCCCACGCUUCGUUUGCAUCCUGGCUCAUGGUUCAGUUUCCCACCGAACUGCAGGGGGACCCGGCUGUUGCCAGAGCAGGCCCCCUGCUUUGCCGCUUGUCCACGGGGCAGGGGAUGGCAGCCCCUGCCUGGGGACAGGCGGCGGUGGGGGCGGCCACUGCCUGGGGGAUUUGGCCCUCGUGACCUGGGCGAAUUCCGGAGCCAGUGAGCCGGGCAGCGGCCAGGGCCUGGAUGGCGGCGCCGCUUCCUCCCCGCCCGUCGCCUUUCUCCAGGGGCUCGUUUUCUGUGUCCCGCCCAAGUCCCGUGGCGCGUAGGGAACGCAGCCCCCACCGUCCUGCGACACAGGCCGGCUCCGCGAGUCAGCCAGCCACGUCUGCUUGUCGUCCUCCCUCCGAAGAUGACCACCGGUCUGAUUCUCCACACAGGCGGCCACUGCCCUCACCCAGUGCCCCUCGGAGUGGGGCCUCUCGGAAGCGUUACCCGGGCUGCGGCUCUGGGACGGAUCCGGCUGUUUCCAGGGACCCCUGUGCUCAGAGGCGGCGCUGAACCCUGGUGGCGGGCGGGGGACCUGCCCGUCACCCCCGCGUGCAUCCUGGGAGAUGCCACCCACGCGGGGACCGUGCCAGCUGCCUGUCAGGGGAGGACGCUGGGUCAGCCGCCGGCCUGGCGCGCUCCGUUCGCGAACAAUGCUGCCCCCGCGCCCGCGAAGGGGCGGACGGCUCCUCGAAGGCGUGUUCCGGGGCCCGGGCAAAGCGUUCUCGAUAAGCACGGCCCAGACGCUCCCCCUAGAGCAGAACCGACCACACGCCCACCAACCGCCCGGACGCAAGAGGACCCCGCUCCCGCCACCGACGCCAGCGCCAGCGCCACCGCCACCGCCACCGCCAGCGCCAGCGGCCGCCACGAGCCGGACGUGUCGCCAGAGCGGUGGCGCUUGGCACUUCCACUGCUGCUGCGGCCGCUGCUUGACCAAUUCGCGCGGCUUCGCUCUCCGCGGGCCGACCGCUUUCCAGAAGUGCGUCGGGCCUUCUGGGUUUCUCUCCCCGCGGCGACAGUUCCCUCCCCUCUUCCGUCGCCAUGUGUCCUUACCGCGGUCCGCGAAAAUAAUUGGCAAUUAAUCUUCUGCUCUUUGCGUAACGUUUUUAAACGGCAUCAAUUAAAGGGGAAAGAUCUGGCUCUGCGCUGCCCCCCAGCAUCUCCGCCUUGCAUUUUCCAGAGACUUUUAAAAGGUCAACGCUACUUCAAAGUCAGACCUCGGUCUGGAUGGACUGCCACCAGAAGGCAACACAGUCUUCGAUACGUUCCGCUGGUUUUGAAAUGAGCUAAAACUUUGACUUCUUAAAAUGUCAGCCUCAUAAAUUCGCCCCCUUAGACAAAGCCAGGUGAUGGUCACCGUUCAGCAGAUCGUCAUUCAGCCACGAUGGCGUCUGAGCCUUGAGCUACCGUUCCACAAAGUACCACAUUCGGUUCUUGUCCUUAAAAAAGCCAGACAUUUAAAUGCGAAUUUGAAAUUUCAAAUUUUAAUCUUUUGCCCGCUUUAAAUUCCAUUCACCCACUUUUCCCCCAAAUCCAGUCAUUUGGGGUUAAAAUACAAAGCACUUAUAAUUUUGGCGCAGAUGGAA
Molecule: messenger RNA, 1642 nt
Organism: Pteropus alecto (black flying fox)
Lineage: Eukaryota; Metazoa; Chordata; Mammalia; Chiroptera; Pteropodidae
Exons: 2
Coding region: 418-1341 (307 amino acids)
Source: RefSeq, a predicted model, not a curated record